This is a messenger RNA of Protopolystoma xenopodis, 984 nucleotides long. Lineage: Eukaryota; Metazoa; Platyhelminthes; Monogenea; Polystomatidea; Polystomatidae. The record is from the annotation of a GenBank genome assembly.
AAUAUGUAUGGGAAUGCUGAUAACUAUUACGGAGCAUUGUUUUCUCAACUCUCUUAUGGAAUGGGGGAUACAAAUAAUCCGGCAAUAGCAGCUCCUGUGCAGCAACAUGCGAAUGCAGUUGGAGGCAUUCCAAACUCUACAAAUGACAGUAGUUAUCUAGCUCUUGCGGCCGCUCUUGCUCUUGCGGCGGCCGUAGAUUUAUCAGCUCAACAACCUCAUUCAGUUGCGAACGCAGUCCCUCAAGCUCAGACAACGAGUCAGCAUACUUCCUCUCAGCAACAAACUACUGCUUAUUCUGUUGCCUUGAUGGCUGCGCUUGCUGCUGCCGCAGCGACCUAUCCUCAACCUUUGCAAACUAUGCCAAGCCACGCUACUGAUUAUGAUACUUCAAGCGGGCCAGUCUCAGCAAACGCUGCUGAUUACAUGAUGUAUUAUUCUGGUGGUGAUCCACAGUCUGUUGCUUCCACUAAUGCUGCAUCUUCUUACUAUGCCCAAUCUGCAGUUACUAACGCUUCUGGUUGGGCUCAGGCAGCUCAUGAUAAUCAGCAAACACCAUUCCCCGCAUAUCAUACGAAUGCUGUAGUACCUAUUUCCGAUGUAGCUGAACGUUGGAACAAUCAGCCGAUUAGAUCUUCGAGUGGUAAUGCAUACAUCGAUCAUCAGUCACCAUCACAAAACUCUUCCUACAUUAGGUCUCAACAAGCUUCUCAACAUUACGUUCCACCCCAUUUGAGGCACAGUCAGCAACAGGUUUCUUAUCCUACUGCAGUCAGCCACCCUCCCUAUACAGGAUUUAACCAAGAAAUGAUCACUCAGCAACAUCUCUUCGCGUCACAACAACAGGAUGUACUUGUCAAUGGGGAACAACAACUUGUGAACAAAUUUAACCAAUUCUCUAUUCAUUCUAAACCUGUUAGCAGUGAUGUCAGUUACGUCGGGAACAACACUGGCAUUCAUCUAGAUCUGUACGUGAGGGACCUCUAA